Dicentrarchus labrax (European seabass) is the source of this 2842-nucleotide messenger RNA. RefSeq lists its product as uncharacterized. NCBI's taxonomy places the organism in Eukaryota, Metazoa, Chordata, Actinopteri, Moronidae. The record is from RefSeq and is a predicted model, not a curated record. Bases 125 to 2707 code for a protein of 860 amino acids. The transcript has 5 exons.
GCCUCCCCUCUUAUCUGCCCUUCCCAAGCCUAAGUGGCUGUUAGCUGUGUAUGCCAGGGAUGUUCUAGGGCGACUGCAUGAGGUGAAGGCCAAAAUAACCUCCAUCUUUGGCUCUGUCCUCAAGAUGGACUCCACAAAAAAGGUCACCAAGAAACUUGCUGGUGCUGCUGCAGGUACAGCUGCCUGGUGCACCAAUGUGGGAAAUGAGCACGGUCAAGUUCUUGUCUCAGUCCUGACAGCCGGUGAGGGACAAGCACUGGACGCUAUGGCUGCUGGCCUGAUGAAGCGGUACAGGGAGGCAGGAGAGGUGGCACCCAAAAUCUUGUACGUGGACAGAGACUGCUGCAGUCAGCAUGGCCCUUGUCGGGUGAAGGCCAUGUUUUCAGAGUGGGACGGGCUUCAAGUGCGCCUUGAUAUAUGGCAUUUCAUGCGCCGGUUUGCUGCAGGCGUCACAACAGAGGCUCACCCUCUGUAUGGCAUUUUUAUGGCACGCCUGUCCACGUGCAUAUUUGAGUGGGAUCCGGAGGAUGUUGCUGCUCUUCGCCGCGCCAAGGAGGGUGAGCUGGCAGCAAGGAGGAUUGGCCACAUCUCCGAGGAGGCGGUGACCACUCGCAUCACCCGGAGGGAGUUGGCGCUGCACUGCAGGAGGAAGACCAGAGGGGUGGAGGAGACCAUCAGGCUGAUUGGGUCACUGAUCGGUCUGUUUGACGGUGCAAGUGGGAAGGACACUCUGGGCGUUCCUCUGCUGGACCACGAACGCAUCCAGCAGAUAUGGCAGGAGCAGGAGAAACACGUGGGCUGUAUCCAAGACCCAGAGGACUUCCUGCUCUACAUCAAGACAGGCACCCUGAAGAAAGGAGGUGUGGAGCUGUGCUGCUACAGGUGUGCCCGUGGCUCUACCUCCCUGGAGUCCUUCCACCUCCACCUAAACAGAUUUAUUCCAGGAACCAGUGCCAGUGAUGCGCAUUUCCAGGCGUAUCUUCUUGAAGGGCUGAUGCGCUGGAAUGAUGACCGGAUGGAGGACGCCGUAAAAGGAGCACCUUCCAUCCGCUCUUAUGGCAGCGCUCUGAGAGAGGCAGUGGAUCAGCUCAGCCGAAAGGUGCUAGGGAGACGCUGGGAUGAGCGCUAUCGCACCCCUGGAGCGUACACAGGUGAAUUGCUGGGAAUGGAGUACUUGUACAACCAGACCGGCAAAACACUGACUCCAGUGCUCCAGAACCCAGAGGAGGAGGACAGGCUGGUGGAGGAAGUCAGUGAUGAGGACGUACAAGAUGAGGGAUUUGCAGAAGAGAUCACAGAGGACAUCACAGUUCCUGUGCUCGAGGAGGAUGACCCCUGCCGUCAUCUGGAGAACAGGCCCUCACCGUUGAGUCCUCAGGCCCCUCCACCUCAGGCCCCUCCACCUCAGGCCCCUCCACCUCAGGCCCCUGCAUCACCUGCUGAUCUGCCGUCCACGUCACGUGAUGGAGGACAACAUCCUGCUGCUGCCCCUUCAGUGCUGCCUGACACCUCUGAGGCUACACGGGAGAGUGAAAAUAAUCUGUCCGACGAGGCUCAGGGAGCAGUCAUUGGACCGGAUGGGAUCGCUGGGUGGGACAAGGUCCAGGAUCUCGCUGCUUACCUGGUGGGUCUCCGUGAGGUGUCUUACCUCACUGAGCUGCAGGUGAUCCAGGUCAUCCAGCUGUGGACAGCUCUCCCUGAAGGCGACAAGGAGCGGGUCGACUACCAGCCUCGUCAUCAGCAGCGACUGACAAGUGGCCGUUUUAAGGCUCCCAAGCGGUCUGGAGUCACGCCGGGUGUGGAGAGCGUGAAGCGCUGCUUGAUAGGACAUCCUGGGGGGCCAGCUCAGUGGCCCAACACCAGCCGCUUGGUUGAGGCCAUGUGCAUAAGGCUGUGCACUUUGCACAAGAAAACCACCAAGAAGGCUGGAUUGUCCACCCCCAGAUGGUCUAAAAUUCUCGGCGACUAUCACCACAUCCGGGACUUAGUGCUCAACAGUCCAAGGGUUAUGGUGGAGACAAUGAUCCAGCUGUUUGAGCUUAAUCAGCGGACACUCAUUCAAUGGUUUCAACGGAGGCUGAAGAGCCAGGAGAUGAGUAUCCUUUCUCAGGGAAUGGCUCCAACCAACCUGAUUCCUGUGGCACCUGACCAGCUUCCACCACCGAAGGAACGACUGCAGCUCCUUCCUUCAGCAUCAGGCCCACGGCAUGAAUUUGUCCUCCCUCCAAAUCUGGAAGGGCAGGCUCCUGUUUUGCGGCCAGGCCGACGGCCAGCUGCUGCCACCAGGGAGUGCCCCAUCGCACCUGCCCCCACGGCACCAGACAUUGCACAGCCCAUUGCAGCUCCUGGGAUGUUGCCUAGGGUAGGGAUUUGCAUCCUCAACCCAGACAACACUGUGGCCUGCGUACUGCCAGCUUCUGGUGCCUCAACAUCCAGUGCAGGCCCAGCUCCACUUGUUCCUGCACCUGCUACUCCUGUGUCCCGGUUCACGCACAGGAACAGGCGCCAGCGGGCCCUUGAGGAGGAGAGUGGAGUCCACAAGAGGAAAUAUGCAAGAGGGGUCACCUACAAUACCUGUAGCCAUUGUGGGCAGCCCAAGACAAAGGAGUUUGGGCACAGUCGUCAUGGCAGUGCCACCUUCUGCUCACGUGCCUCAAAUGGCAAAUCUCUUGAAGAGUGGUUGGCAGAACAGAGAGCAGAAAAAUAAGUUUUUAACUAUGUUUUGCUUGUAUAUAUUUUAUAUUGUGUGUUUGCGUGUAUAGUUCCCUGUAUGUAUAUAGUUUUAUAUAGUGAUAAUCUGAAGAGUGUGUUUUCAUUUCAAUACUUGUUUAUUUUACAUCUU